This is a messenger RNA of Diatraea saccharalis (sugarcane borer), 1089 nucleotides long. The record is from the annotation of a GenBank genome assembly. Lineage: Eukaryota; Metazoa; Arthropoda; Insecta; Lepidoptera; Crambidae.
AUCAGUCGACCGUGUGCGGUUCGAAGUGAUCUUGUUCGUCUGAGAAACACAGACCACGUUCAUAAUGAAAUCGAUGGUGGUGUUGUUCGCUUUGGUGGCGGCUGCCUGCGGUUCCCUAGUGCCGCUGGCUCAACCUGCCCACCACCCCGCUAUAGUGUUGGACCCCCACGGUCGCCCACUUGACACCGCUGAGGUGAUCGGCGCCCGUGCCGUCCACCUCCAAGCUAAGGCCCUGGAAGGACACUAUGCUCCUCUCGCACACUCCGUGGUCGCCGCUCCCCUCGCACACUCCGUAGUCGCCGCUCCCCUCGCUCACUCCGUGGUAGCCGCCCCCGCCGUGGUCGCCGCUCCCGCCGCCGCCGUGUCUCACCAAUCGCGUGUGGAUGUGCGCACCAGCCCCGCUGUUGUAUCCCACUCAGUGGUCGCCCCUGUGGUCGCUCACGCUGCCCCCGUUGUCGCGCACUCCGCCUACGCCGCACCCGUCCUCGGUCAUGGUGUCCAUGGACUCGGACACGGACUCGGACUCGGACACGGACUCGGACACCUGCUGAAGAAGCGCUCAUUGGGUCACCUCGCCUACAGUGCUCCUUUGGUCGCUCACGCCGCCCCCGUCCUCGCCGUUGCACCUUCCGCCGUCUCCCACCAGUCCCGCGUGGAUGUACGCACUAGCCCCGCUGUGGUUGCUCACUCUGUGGCCGCCCCUGUGGUCGCUCACGCCGCGCCAGUAGUAGCCCACGCCGCCCCAGUCCUGGCUGUAGCACCCUCUGCCGUGUCCCACCAGUCACGUGUGGAUGUGCGCACCAGCCCCGCUGUGGUGUCACAUUCAGUUGUCGCCCCCGUAGCACACAGUGUUUAUGCCGCACCUCUCGCGCAUUCCUCCUACCUCCAUUCCUCUCCUUUGGUCCAUGGCUGGUGAAAAGUGAACCUGACGAACCUAAGAAUUAGUGAAUAAGAAAAAUGUAAAAAAAAUAAAUUAAUUUUCUAACUAACAUAUUUCUUUCAAUUACUACCACAAUUUAGAUAUCGUCUUUGAAGAUUUGUAUGAAAAUUUACAAAAAUAUAGAGGACUGACCUACCAAAUAACAUAAU